This is a messenger RNA of Lagenorhynchus albirostris (white-beaked dolphin), 1413 nucleotides long. It is a transcript of the gene C15H20orf96, whose product is annotated as chromosome 15 C20orf96 homolog. The transcript is spliced from 10 exons. The record is from RefSeq and is a predicted model, not a curated record. The coding region runs from base 225 to 1151 and encodes 308 amino acids. NCBI's taxonomy places the organism in Eukaryota, Metazoa, Chordata, Mammalia, Artiodactyla, Delphinidae.
CUUCGAGACCCCAUGCCAGUUUCACGUUUGCUGCUUGCAUCCCAUGGGUUGGGAAUGAUGGGAGUUCUUUCCCGCCCCAAUCCAGACUCAACCACGCUGGGAUUUGCUCCACAGUCCCCCAGUUCCAGGUUCUGGAUUAUGUUCCAUGGCAGCGGUCCAAGCAGAAAGCCAAGCCAUCUACUCUGCCUCCGAUCCCACGAGCUGUCAACACUCAGAAAAGCAAAAUGAAGACCUGGACUACCGUCCAGCCAGGGUUGCAAUCCAAGCCCACCUUGUGGAUGACAAGUCAACCGAGGAAUCCACUAGAACUGCGCAGAGGAAAGUUGGACUCGGGGAAGACACAGACCAAAAUCCGACUAGUGAGAACGAUGCUCAGGAACCGGCGAACCGCGCACCAGGAGCUCUGCAACCACGAGGACUUCCUCACCAAGCUCUGUGGGGAACUGAUCAAGACCAUCCAGGACACGGACGACAGCUCGGCCCUGAAAGUGCGGGUGAUGCUGCAGCAGGAGGACGUCUUCACGACCAUCGCUGACAUCUUGGAGUACGCAAACAAGAAGAAGCUGCACCAGAUGAAGUGUGAGCUUCAGGAAUGGGAGGAGAAGGAGGAAUCCAGGAUACAAAACCUGGAGCAGCAGGUGGAACAGCUGGAUGCCAAGAUCGAGAAGGUCCACAAGAAAGUGAGCUUCAUGAGCACUUACAUGGACCGUGAGUAUCCCAUCAAGUCGGUCCAGGUUGCCAACCUUGUGCGCCAGCUGCAGCAGGUGAAGGACAGCCAGCAGGCUGAGCUGGAUGACCUCAGUGAGAUGUGCAGAAUGGUCCUGGCAUCUAUGUCCAACCAGAUUCAGAAUAAGAAAAAAAACCUACUGAGGUCUCUGGUGGUGAAAAUCCAGCGUGCUCAUCAGGAAACGCUCCUGCAGAAGACUUGGAAUAGCCAGCUCAUACUGAAAUACAUGGACAAGUUCCGAGAACUUAUAGACCAUUUUGAGGAGGAAAUACCCGUAUUAAGGGCUGAGGUGGAGCAGCUCCAGUUUCAGAUCUGGGAACCCCGAGAGAUUGUGUUUGCGGACGUUCUGCUUCGGAGAUCCAAGUGCACCCCUAACAUGGACAUCAUCCUCAACAUCCCUGUGGAAGAGCUGCUGCCCUUCUAGAUGGCGGGGCGAUGGGCCACCCCUCCCUCCCUGGUCUCUUCCCCACACCCAGAGCCUUGAGCUCUCUCCUUCCAAGCCCACGUCCCCAUCCAGACGCUGGUCUGCUGGUUCCUUCCUUCCUCCUGCUCCCUCCCUCCGUCCUUUCCUCCCUUGCGUGCUUCCUGUUCCUUUCUGCUUCCUGCGUCCCUCUCCCUCCAUGCUUUUGGUUGGUGCUUCUACCUGAGCCAGGUAGGAAUUCCUAGUCAAGUCCUUUUUACCAAUA